Molecule: messenger RNA, 3089 nt
Organism: Cephus cinctus (wheat stem sawfly)
Lineage: Eukaryota; Metazoa; Arthropoda; Insecta; Hymenoptera; Cephidae
Product: solute carrier family 35 member G1
Exons: 2
Coding region: 274-1350 (358 amino acids)
Cellular component (GO): membrane
Source: RefSeq, a predicted model, not a curated record
ACUUCUUAGGUAACAAUCUGCAAUUUUAUGAUAAAUCUGUAAUUUGAGACUGCAAGCACUGCCGGUCCUGCAGAUUGCAAGUCGUUACUUGCAAAUUGGAAUUGCAUUAAAUCUCAUGUAAAGAGGAUGGCGUGCACUGAACUAUAGCUAGUUAUUCAUUGAUUGAUAUAUGAACAUAAUCAUGUGAACAAUUUUUGGCUAUCUACUCCUAAUAUUGUCGAGUGGUGCUAAUUAGUUUAUAGUUAUAUUUAUACACAAGUUUGUAAUUAUUCAAUGAGAGGAACAGGAAGUGAAAGGCUUAGAAUGUCAGAACAUUUGGAGCUGCAGCACUUGGUGGAUGGAGAUGUGGAGUGCGAACCAUCAAAUCACCGCAAGAAACCACUGGCUUCAAAAUGCUGUAGCUGCCCUUACUUGGGUUUAAUACUUGCAACUCUGUCUUCCCUUUUCUUCUCCUUGUGCAGUGUAAUAGUCAAAGGAUUAGUAGAAGUGAAUCCUAUGGAGUUAGCUGCAUUUCGCUUUGUGGGUGUUCUACUGCCAGCAAUACCGAUUGUUAUAUACAAAGGCGAAGAUCCUUUUCCAAAGGGACGUAGGUUAAUGUUAAUAUUAAGAAGUUUUGUUGGCACAACAGGCCUCAUGUUAAGUUUCUAUGCAUUUCGACACAUGCCCCUUGCUGAUGCAUCUGUAGUUGUUUUCUCUGUACCUGUUUUUGUAGCUAUAUUUGCAAGAAUAUUCUUAAAGGAACCUUGUGGCCUAUUCAAUGUCAUUACAGUCUGCCUGACAUUGAUCGGUGUCAUUCUUAUCACUCGACCUCCCUUGAUAUUUGGUCAUACUAUAGAAUCUUUAUCCGACAGUCAUGUGCGCACUGAGCAUGCAGACCUCUGGGGUGCUGUAGCUGCAUUCUCAGCGACAUUAUUUGGAGCCAAUGCUUACGUUCUUCUUCGAGCUUUAAAAGGUCUACACUUUUCAGUGAUAAUGACGAAUUUCGGUUCCUUUGCUUUGAUUCAAACUGUCGCCGUUUCCUGGGCGAUUGGUGCACUUUGUUUACCACGUUGUGGUACUGACCGUCUCCUGGUUGUUGCAUUAGCUCUCUUUAGCUUCGGUGGACAAAUUUUACUCACUCUUGCUCUACAAAUGGAGCAGGCUGGUCCUGUUGCCAUCGCAAGAUCCGCCGAUAUAGUAUUCGCCUUUUUCUGGCAAGUGUUAUUCUUCAAUGAGAUACCUAAUAGAUAUUCGGUCGGCGGCGCAGUUCUAGUUACGAGCUCCGUUCUUCUCACUGGUUUGAGAAAAUGGGUAGUUUCGUUACCAGAAACAUCGGGCAUUAAAAAAUCUUUUGGGAUUUUGGCUACAUAGAGGAAUUUUCAAAGAGAAUUAAUUUCAAUUUCUGGCCAUGACCGUAAGAUUUGUAUCAAACAUUGCAAACGAACAAAGAAGCAAUACUUUCAUUAAACGAACAACUUUUACCGUGUAACGGCUCAUGGAAAUAUCAUAAUUUUCAAACUUAAUUCAUUCAAUCAAUUGUAUUGCAGUUGGAGUAUAUGUUACUUGUUACUCCAUUACUGACAAUCUGCUACUAGUCUUUUUUAUAAUUGUUAAUAAAACGAGCGAGCACGCAUGAAUUUGUGUAUAAUCAUUUGGUUCUGUUCCAAAAUACUUUACCAAAGAAAAUUCAUUAGACGCUAGGCUUUUUCAAUGAGGACUGUUUUAAUUAUCGAGAAAGAUUUAAAACAGGCAAUGCAAAAUCCAAGGCCCAUAAAGUUAUAAAAAAUUCAACCAUACAUUCAUUCCCUCAUAUUGCAGUACUAAUCCAUUAUCUAUGGAUUCUUAUAAGAGAUAUUUGUAUAAUGUAUUUCCUAUCGCCUAGAACAAUUACUAUCGACAUUAUUUAUAUAUUUAUAUAAGCUACCGUACGUAAUAUAUUCCUCGCAACCUUUCAGGGUAUCUCCGAUUAUUGGUUAUCUGUAAUAUUCAAGCUGUACCAUUACUUAACUUGUUCCAGCCCCGAAAUCAGUUCUACAUUUGGAGAACUAAUUUACACUAUCAAUUAUAAAAAGAUGAUCCUCUGGUAUUUGUCCUCUUUGAUAGGGAUGAAUCCAUAAAAGGAAAAAGAAAACGAAAGAUACGACCCUUCAAAGUAGAACUGAUCUCACUUGAAUCGACUAUACAAUUAUAUUACUUUUUAAUAUAAAAACAUCCUACGAAAAAAUUAUCCUAAUCACAUAACAAGAUAAACUAAGUAAUUAUAUUAGAUCAGAUCUGUCUUGAUCUAGUCUUCGAUAAAUCCAUGAUUAUCUUAAUCACCGAAUAAAAGUUUGACGAUUUAGGUAAUUCCGUUCGCCUUGAAGACGAUUGAUAUUUCGUAUUAUAGAUGAAUCUUGAAAUUCUGUGAUGCGUCUGAAGAUAAUAGUCAGUAAAAAAUAUUUUUACGUCCCACGAUCUUAUUCUGUACUCUUUAUUGUAUAUCAGAUAGUGUGUCUAGUAACAAAAGAAUUCCCAUUUAGAAUUUAAGUAGUGUUUGUUUACCAAAGAGUUAUAUCUAUGCUUGUACAUACAUAUAACAAGGCGGGGAUUUGCUGAUCCUACAAGUUGUAUGUUUAAAUUAUCUGAUUGUUGGACCUCAGUCAAAAGUCACAUUGGUAAAUAGUCUCUAGCUAUACUUUUAUUAGCCCAGGAGUAGGUGCGUAGGGUGUCCGAGGACACUCCAACUCAAUGCUUCGGAAAUGGAGAAAAAAAAAGUGUGCGAACAUUCCCGAAUUGAAGAGAUAUUAUAAAAACACAUUCUUGUCACCCAACUAUAAUAUUGUUUACCAAAAAAUUUCCAUGUCGCACAAUAGUAACAAGAAAUAUUUUUCAAGAGAAUCUUUGUAGGGAGCGAAUCCAAGCUUUAUAAGGUACAAUAAAACAUUGUAAAUACACACGAAUGAAAUAUUACAGAUAUUUUAAUUUCCAGUCAUAUUUUAGACGAAUGUCGUUAUGAAUAUAUGCAACAGUUUUUAUACACUUCUUAUUGGUUUGUUUCUUUAUAAUUCCUUGUAAAGACGAUAUGUACCAAUUAAAAAAAGGAAUCCGUAGAGUUUAAUGAUAUCAUUAUA